GACAAUCAGAUUCAACAAUGCCCUCCUCCAGCUCAGCAGGUCGACCGGUCCAUAACACAAUGUGAGGCACCUAGUAUAGCCUCAACAGCCAAACAGACGAGCCCGUUCAGAAACCCAUUUGCUCCGCCAUUGGAGAUAGACAAUACUCCUGUCUUCAGCCGAUCAGCUGCACCAAUGCCGCCUCGGGAGAGCCAUGCCGAUGCGCUCACCGGACAAGUCCAUCGAACGCCUUCUGUGCCACGAUCGACCGCGCCGUCCUUGAGCAAUCACUCGGUGACUGUGAGAAGUCAAUCCAGCGAUCAGCAGGACAACCUCAUCCAGCCAGUAAAUACCCCUAGAAACUUGGAUUUGAACAAACACGAGAAGUCUUUGGCGCAAUUUGAAUAUUUUCACAGCACAAACUCGGAUGGUCCAGAAGAGAAGCACCUUCCGAGUAUGCGAAGCCCGUCCUGGUCGCCAUUGACAACGCCCCCGGAAUCUCCGCUUGCGCCAAUGACCGACAUCAUUGACGAAGAAUUCGGCUGUCGUCGCGCCUCUUCUCAGCGGACUUCACCGGUUGCACGACAGUCACGCAACCAAACUUUUGAUUCCGAGACGGCCGUCCAGCAAGAAGGACUCAGCAACCGUCCACCCCGCACCCCGUCCCCUCAAAGACCCAGCAAACCCAAGUCCCGGAAUCCCCGAAGCCGAGUAAAAGGACAGAAAGGACGGGCUGACGCAAAUGGAGGUCGUCGGCAAGCAGCUCCCACGCGCUGGUCGCCAGUUAUUCCGUGGUCUCCCAACCGGAAAGCGUCUUUUCAUUAUGAUUUGCAACAGAGGCUUGCUGCCGCCACUCGUGGGACUCAUAUCGACAAUGGCCUCCUCAAAGUGUCCCUUGAGGAUUUUGACAUUUAGACUGGCUUGGUCUUGAUAAAUCAUGGAAUACGAACGGAUCUAUUCGAACUGCUUGGCAAAACGGAUUUUUGUUUUUGCAAUAGUGAGUCUUACGUCGUUUCCCGGUUUACGGAUCUCGGUCUGUGGCUUACAGUUUCAGUUACUUCCAGGCAUGGAAACACCUGCCUAUGGUUCCCGACCUGGAAUGCUUCUCUUCAAGAAUCCCUACGUUGACUGCUCAAUCUUCUUUUUACUUGGUGGGUAGUUCCACCACCCCAUUGUCUUUUGGCUCGCAGUACUAACUUCAGUUCAACGAGCUUUCGUA
Messenger RNA from Colletotrichum navitas, 1198 nucleotides. RefSeq lists its product as uncharacterized. The annotation marks the transcript as partial. The record is from RefSeq and is a predicted model, not a curated record. The transcript has a single exon. Lineage: Eukaryota; Fungi; Ascomycota; Sordariomycetes; Glomerellales; Glomerellaceae.